AUAAAUAGUUACAAAAUAAUUGCAUCCCAUGUACGUAACACUUUGUCACGUCGUUCAAGAAAGACUAGGCUAGGCUGGAAGUAUUCUCCUCCACAGACUAGACUGUACACUCGCCCAAGUACUAGUAGCUGUCACUGAUUGCUGAAGUCGGACCAACCAGUCGGAAUACACUAACUGUUGCCUGUUCUUACAACAUUUUCUAGUACCUACAUUGUACCUUUGUAGUACUCAGGCCAUGGCCCAAGCCAUGCUUCCGAACAGCAGGGUACGUAGCCUACGGCACCUGAGUCUUUACGCUAUAGCUGCGAACCUGGACUGGCUACUGUUCAAGGAGUUUUCUGAGAACCUGGUCAAGGAUGCUCUCUACCUGGUGGGCUCAACUGUAGACUGCAUGGGUCCGUUCGACGUGGCCGAUCUCAUCGAUAUCAUGGUGGAAAGGCAGAGUCGUGACCUGGUCGUCAACCGACUCCAGGCGCACUUUACUACAACGCUACGCACCAGUCAUCUCUUUGGACUGCUGCACCAGAGCCUCGAGGUGCUGUGCAUGCAAAAGUGCGGCAGCUUGGUCACCCCUGGCUUGCUUGCCAAGCUCACGGCCAGAACACUGCCGCUAAAAAAGUUACAACUUGCUGGCCUGUCAGCAAAGACCAUAUCCCGACAGAGUAUCUGUGACUUUCUUGUGGCGUGCUGCAAGCGUCUUGGCAACCUAGCAGUAGUAGACAGUCUGAGAAUAGAUGGCAGCAUCAUUAGCUGCAUUGCCAGUGUCUGCCCGCAUCUGACGUCGCUGGUACUGGCAGGCUGCACGUCGCUGGAUGCCAGGUCGUUGCGCCCUCUGUGUCAAGCUAGCUUCACACCAUCCCUGGUCACGCUGGAUUUGUCAGAUGUUGAGCUGGACAGUGAACUGCUGAGGAGUUUGCUCACGGAUUUCAGCAGUUUGCGAGUGCUAAUGCUUUCUGGCGCCUGUAGUGGUUUCUCCGUGAAUCCAGUUCUGCUGGCAUUAGAUCAAGAUGAUGUACCAGCAGCCGCUCCGUUGCACCAAUUGGAUCUAAGCUUUAGCGACUUGGAUGACUGUGCCGCUAGGAGCCUUGUAACGAGGUACACUGACUUGGUGAUUUUGACUCUCACUGGCUGUGUGGAGCUCACUCAGGCUGUAUUUGAAAGCCUGGCAAUGCUGGAGUACUUGAUGGAGCUGACACUGAGCAGCGCCUAUGACCAGCAAGGCAUGCUGUAUGGUUUCAGCGCUCUGGCCGAGCAGUUUGCUGACAUGUUUGCCGGACUUGCCGUGCUGCACGUGAGAGAGGUAGACACAAGUGCUGCACGGUCGUCCUUGGCGCUGCCGUACCUGAUCGAAGCCAUGCCGAAUCUAGUUUCUCUGGGCCUUAGCAAGUUUAUGCUGCACACCAGUGGUAUAUCCAGCGAUGUAAAAGCAAUAUUCCCAUGUUUGGAAAGGCUUGCCCUGAACCAGAUAGACUUUGUUGGGGAUGAAGUGCCCUUUUUUAUCCAGUCCUUGCCACCUACUUUGCACACUGUUCAACUUGCUGCAAAGACUUUGACAAUACAGUAUCUGCUCGACCUGUGUCCAGUGUGGUUGGAGUCCGUUCAAAGUCUAACCAUACGCGAUCCCGACGCUGUUGGCAGCAAUAUAUCGGAGCUCCUCGUGUUUUGCCACCGCCUGGAGGAAUUAACUGUAGUCACACGGCCGCUGGCACGUGGUGCUCUACUGCGAACGCUUCGUCGCUUCAAGACCGUAGAUGUCAAUGUGGUGUUUCUUCAAGACAACGAGUUUUAGUAUCAUUUUCCUAAGAGUAACAACGGAUUAGUCCAACAUUUUAGUUCCCCGAGCGUUCUAGUGCCUCGUGUAUGGUAAAUGUUUGUAUAGGGCAUAAAUAAGGCAUUUUUUUAAAUUUCUUCUCUCUCACUUGGUGUACAACACCUUGAAUUCCAUGCAUACUUUUCCAACCCACUACACGGAUUCUAUCACCUCUUUGUCCAGUAUUCAUUGUGUUCGUCAUAGUCUCUUGUUUGCCUGUAUUUCUUCUGAAGAAAGGCUACGACAACGUUCAGGAAAACAACUACAUAUAAACAAAACAGCCAUGAUCCGUGUGGGUGUACGCGCCAAUUGCCCUAUUUAUGGUAAUAAUGUGUACCUGUCCUUGUCUCCAUGCAAAUUAUUUUAUUUUUUAUUGAAGUCUAUUCUUAUUUUUAUAUUUAGUAUAACUUAGUAUGCAUAUGCUGAGCCGGGUAGGUAUGUACUUGCAGUACAUCAAACUUCAAAGCAAGUGGUGUUAUUUUUUUUCAAUGGUGAAUUUAACACUGGACAGAUUGGUUGCUUCUUAUUCUGGAGCUCGUGCUUUCCCUGCUGACUAGUCUUGACUCUUGUCCCCUCAGCUUUAUUUUUCUAGGUUAUGUCUCGUAGUCAGUUUAUUUUAGGUUCCUUUUGCUGCCCGGCACCAGCCAGUCGUGUCAUCAUAGUGAACAAUGAACAGUUGAUGUUCGGCAUGUGAGUAUUAUACUGUCAAGAGUUUAUGUACUCCUGGUCCACGAACAGGUAUACAUGGUA
Sycon ciliatum is the source of this 2560-nucleotide messenger RNA. RefSeq lists its product as uncharacterized. Lineage: Eukaryota; Metazoa; Porifera; Calcarea; Leucosolenida; Sycettidae. The transcript is spliced from 5 exons. The record is from RefSeq and is a predicted model, not a curated record. Bases 236 to 1789 code for a protein of 517 amino acids.